AUGUUUCCAGCCACCCCUCAGCGCCCCCGCGAGAAUGUCGGCUCUUUCAUCGACAACUUGAAUCGCCAAUUCGGCCUUGAAAUUCCCACCCCGACGAAUUCCUCACCUUCAGCGUUGCAAAUCCACAAUUCUCCGCGCUGGCGCGCUUAUAAGGGUAUCAAGAAGCUGUACUACCGGCGCAGAGUCGGCCUCGAUCGCUUGAUCCAUGGGUUCGCCGAAUGGGUCGAUGGGCAUACCCUGCCGCAGGGAGCACAGGUCGACUGGAGGCGCAACCACGGAAGACACAGCAAAGAGCCGGUCAUUUUGAGUGACGCGGAGCGGAACCGGCGACUGGAAUACCUGCUGAGCCUAGUGGAGCGCGAGAUCUCGGGGGUGGAUGGGGGGAGAGUGAACGGACGGAUAUCGCAGAGUUUUGCUGAUCAAUCCGCCCAGUCGGUUUCGCCGAGGAAGCGAAGAUUGUCUGAGGGGGAGGAUGGUGAAUUCUACACCGCGCCCAACUCGCCCACUAAAGCCAACCGGCCCGCCCCAUCGCCCGGGCUCGACUUGACAAAGCUGCAAGUCUCCGCUCACCAGGAUGAAAGGAAUGGCCUGCACUUGGCUGAGGGUGUGGCCCCGAACAGUAGAUGGGACACAUUGAAACCACCAUCGAGCUUUCUCGAGAGGUUGACUGCUCACCAGUCUACCCCUCGCGAUGACCCUCUCAAGGGUUCUGAUGCAGUGCCAACCACCAUGGAUGGACAUAACACUAGCUUCAUGACGACGACGUCCGUGUCGUCGAUCUUUUCGUCUCGCAUGGAUCGUUCUUUUGACACCACCACGACAGAUGUGACUGAGCCGCUUGCGACACAGUCGACCUAUACAGACUCCGUCGUGGGCUGGAUGGAGCAGGACAUGGACGGGAGCAUGGAAGAUCAUGCUAUGACGAAUGGGAAACCCCCCAACGAAGAGAAGGCGACUCGGGAAUGGAUUGUCGACAAUCUCCUUCGAUAUGGUCCGUUCUCGUUUGAGCAGACACUUAGUGAGAACAUCCCAUUGCGCUUCCGCUACGAGCUGGAACGGAUUGGACGGGCGUGGAAUGUUCCUCUCAAGACACUGUUCACCGGGAAAAAAGUGCCCUUUGCGACGCAGGACUCAUUCUGGCAAUGGGUCACCAAUGACCAUACCCAGCGCUGCGAGCGCCCUGUUCCACAACGUUCUCCAGCUAAUGCUUGGAAUGCUGCCGUGGGCGACUUUAAAACAGAAAGGCCUUCCGAGGUGGUUAUAAUGAACGGUGAUCUUGCAUGGUGCAGCGAAUCCGAGCCUGGAAUUCUGAAAUUGAACUUCGGUCCUCUCCAGGUAGACAAGACAUGCCGUUUCCAUCGAAGAUUCGGAUCGGAUAGGUUCUUGUCUCUUACUAUCCCGGCGCCCGCUCGGCCGCCCAAGUAUCUCCAAUUCCUCGAUCAUCCAACGGUGCUUCGCGAAAGUAUUGCUUUCUGGUUGACGCGUCAUAACCACCGAUGUUUGGGACGGGUCUGGCGACCGUUCUUCGUGGAGGAGGUAAAGUCCAAGGGAAAAGAAAGAAGAGAUCGUCGCUUUCGCAUCGACUUCUUCGCCGUGGACGGUGUCGAUUUUGAUCAGAAACCCCUGGAAAUGUCCCCCAUUGCGCCUCCGCACCAAAAGAGUGAUUCACAUACUCCAAUGACCGUGGAAGAUCUGCUUGAGUGGCACAUGCCGUCUGCAGAAAAUGCAAACCAGAGCAAUUGUAAGCUAUUCCAGCGGAUCUCUCUGGGUUUGUCCAAGACGACUGCUUCUGUCGCUCUUCGACCUUCUCAGAUUCUCCGCCUGAGAGAUGACCCUUCGCGGAAAAUUCAAAUGAACGAUGGCUGCGCGCUGAUGUCCCGAGGCUUGGCAAAUGCCAUCUCUGAUCAGCUUGGGAUCACCGGCGCCACCCCCAGCACUUUCCAAGGCCGUAUUGCGGGGGCCAAAGGACUUUGGAUGGUUGAUCGGCAUAGAUCUUCCAUUCACAGCUUCAAUGAAGGCGAUGGAAACAAUAUCUGGAUCCAGAUAUCCGAUACGCAAUUGAAGAUUCAUCCGCACCCCCAGGAUUGGAGCGAGCCGUUUGAUGCAGAGCAAUUGACCUUCGAGGUCGUCAAAUGGUCCAAGCAAUUGAAACCGGUCACUUUGAACAUCCAGCUCUUGGCUAUCCUGGCACAUGGAGGAAAUGCUCGGGAUUAUAUCGCUGAGCUCACUCGGAAGAGCAUUCGUGCCCCGUUCGAAGCCCUUGCGGAUGUGCUGGACCGCAACAGCAACGUUGCUUGCCGUGCUUUGCUCCAAGAGCUCAGGCCCUCUGGCGGAGACAUUACCAACAAAGCCCGGCAGCUAGAUGAGUGGGUGGCUAACGAUGCGGAAUUUAUCAUUCGCCUGUCCGAGGCAGGCUUUGCUCCACAAACAUUCUACCCUCUUCGCAAACGGCUCCGUUAUUUCUUGAGAUCCUUGCUUGACCGCCACGUCGAGGAGCUUCGCAUCCAGGUGCCGCUCUCGACGUAUGCCUUCUGUAUCGCGGACCCAUAUGAAGUUCUCGAACCGGAUGAAAUCCACUUCGGAUUCUCUAAGAACUGGAAGGACCCCGAUGGGCAGUUUGAAGAUAACCUGCUCGACGACAUGGAUGUUCUAGUUGGCAGACUCCCCGCUCACGUCCCUUCCGAUAUCCAACGCCGUCGGGCGGUUUGGAAAACCGAGCUCCGCCACUUCAAAGAUGUCAUCGUUUUCCCGACGAAAGGCGACCACCCGCUGGCCGAUAUGCUCUCCGGCGGUGACUACGAUGGGGACAUGCCCUGGGUCUGCUGGGAUCCAAAUAUCGUUCAGAGCUUCCACAAUUCCACCCCGCCAACAGAAGCGCUCCCAUAUGAUCACUUUGGUCUAACUAAACAUGCAAUACCCAUGUCCACCGUGCACUCUACCGAGGAAUUUUUGCGAGGUGCCUUCGAGUUCAAUCUUACCGCAUCGAAUCUUGGACGAUGCACAUUGGAACAUGAGAGAAUUGCCUACCACGAAUCCCUCGAUGGUCCAAAAGCAACAGAGCUGGCCUGUCUGCUGAGCCAUCUCGUUGACGGGCGCAAAGGUGGUGUGCACAUGUCGGAGCAAGCCUGGCAGGCGUAUCGCAAAAAGCUCAGUCCACAUGGACAAGCUCCUCCCGCAUACCGGGAGCCCGACCGCAAACCCAAAUUGGAGAACAUGAUCGAUUACCUCAAGUUCAAGAUUCUCGACACCGAACGACACAAUAUUCUAACCGAACUCGAGACAAGAUUUCCUGAAACCAUAUCCGAGGACGGCAUAGACGAGGAUCUCAUUCGUCCUUGGAACGAGGCCGGGGAAGCUGCCAAGGUUGACAAGAAGGCGGGUGGAAAUCUCGAUAUCGUUCUGCACGAUGUCACCCGCGCCAUCCAGAAGUUACACCGUACUUGGUCAACCAUGAAAAACGACGGGAUCCCAUACUCAGUGCGCAUUCGCCGGGUCGCCGAAGGCGCUAGGGCUCUAUCUCCGCCAGAGUCCGGGUCUCACCCUCUUGUCCACACAUGGCGCAACAGCCGUUCUGCAUGGCGGUGUCUGCUUGCUUCAUGUGCGUACCGCCAGUACCGAAAUUCUUUCUUCCCUUUUCACGCGUUUGGCGACACACUGUGCGAAUUGAAGGCUUCUACACUGCCAUCACGCACCAUCACAAAUGAGAUUGUGGCUUGCUUGCGAGUCAACCAGAAGCUGGCAUCCCGCCUCACCGCUGGUGACAUAUCCGUCAACCAUGCCGAGACCGAGGCGGACGAGUUUGAAGGUGAAGACGCAAUUCUCGAAGCACUUAUGUGGAGGCAGGACGCUAAGUACUACGACGAAUGGCACGAUGGAAUGUCUGUGGAGUGA
Penicillium canariense is the source of this 3891-nucleotide messenger RNA. RefSeq names its product RNA dependent RNA polymerase. Gene Ontology annotation, biological process: siRNA processing. The transcript has a single exon. Bases 1 to 3891 code for a protein of 1296 amino acids. Gene Ontology annotation, cellular component: nuclear RNA-directed RNA polymerase complex. Gene Ontology annotation, molecular function: RNA-directed RNA polymerase activity. NCBI's taxonomy places the organism in Eukaryota, Fungi, Ascomycota, Eurotiomycetes, Eurotiales, Aspergillaceae. The record is from RefSeq and is a predicted model, not a curated record.